Mucor mucedo is the source of this 4293-nucleotide messenger RNA. RefSeq names its product C2 domain-containing protein. The coding region runs from base 1 to 4293 and encodes 1430 amino acids. Gene Ontology annotation, molecular function: lipid binding. The transcript is spliced from 6 exons. The record is from RefSeq and is a predicted model, not a curated record. NCBI's taxonomy places the organism in Eukaryota, Fungi, Mucoromycota, Mucoromycetes, Mucorales, Mucoraceae.
AUGGAUAAAAAAGCUGAGGCACAAAAGACAGCCGAAGUUGUUCUUGGUAGUGUUCCAAACAUGAAGGCUGACAAUGCUAUGGCAAAUGAUCAAGGCACAAAUGAUUCAAACACACUCUCUAACGCUAUUAAAGCUGCUGAUGCCAAGCCUACCAAAACCGCACCUUUAAAGAAGUCUCCAGGCUCGUUCACUACAUCCGAUGCCAAGGCUGGUUGGAACGCAUUUUCUAGUCUUCCUAAUCCCGGUGAGGAGGAUGUAAUGUCCGAACUUCAGUCAAAGUUAGGUUUGGACUCUUUGAUAAAUAUGUACAAGGGUUCUCGUACAACAGACGCUGCUGCAGAGGACCGUCAGGAUAUGGUCUCUCAAUUUUUAAAUGAAGCUUAUUACGGGGAGUGGUAUCACAACACUGCAGUCAUGUUAUUUACAGUUGUGUUUACUUGGUUAUUAACGCGAUUUGGUGGUGGUUUGAUGUCUUGUUUAGUGGUGGGUGCUUUUUUGGCUACCUAUUACCAAACUUCCAUUCGUCGUCUCAGAAGAAAUGUUCGAGAUGAUAUUCAACGCGAAUUAUCUAUCAAUCGUUUGGAAACUGAGGUUGAAUCUGCUGAUUGGAUCAAUCACUUUAUGUCAAGAUUUUGGCUAAUUUAUGAGCCCGUCUUAUCUGCUCAAAUUAUUGGUAUUGCUGAUUCUAUUUUGGUCGAUAGUACUCCUGCCUUUUUGGAUUCCAUUCGUUUGACUUCUUUUACUCUGGGUACAAAAGCUCCUCGCAUCGAAAGCAUUAAAACUCUUACAAAGACCGAACCUAAUGUUGUGUGCAUGGACUGGAAAUUCUCCUUUAUUCCCAAUGAUACCCUCGAUCUCUCAGAACGUGAUCUUCAAUCCAAGGUAAAUCCUAAAAUUGUCUUAACUAUCCGUGUUGGUAAAGGUAUGAUUGGUGCUGGUAUGCCCGUCUUAUUAGAAGAUCUUGCUUUCUCUGGUCACCUUCGUCUCAAGUUCAGAAUGUUUAACGAAUUUCCUCAUAUCAAGACUGUUGAAGCUUCUUUCUUGGAGAAACCUCAAUUUGACUAUUCAUUGAAACCUGUUGGUGGUGAGACUUUCGGUUUUGAUAUUAAUAAUAUUCCUGGUCUUGAAUCCUUUGUCCAAGAGCAAGUUCAUGCUACACUCGGUCCCAUGAUGUAUAACCCCAAUGUAUUUACCUUAGAUGUUGCUGGCAUGAUGGCUGGUGGUAUUGAUUUAAAUUCCGCCAACGGUGUCUUGAUUGUCAAAAUCCACUCUGCCUCUGGUCUUAAAGACAAUGAUCUUUUCGGUACUCUUGAUCCUUAUAUCAAGAUCCAUCUCAAUAACAGUUCAAAUGCUGAACUCGGCAGAACAAAGCAUAUUGAAGAUAACCGCAACCCUAAAUUCGAUGAAACUCUCUUUGUCUUGCUUAACCAUCUUAACGAUCCUUUGAUUUUGGAAAUUAUGGAUCGUAACACUGGUAGAGGUGAUUCUUCUAUUGGUGAAUGUGUGUUUGAUUUGAAAUCUCUUGCCGAAUCUGAUAACCUUUGUGAAGGAUUGGCUCUUCCCGUUUUGAAGAAAGGAAAGGUUUCUGGUGAGGUCAAGUGUGAUUUAAUUUAUUUCCCUGUCAAUGCCGCCGAUAAGAGUGAAGAUGGUACUGUCAUUCCCCCUACUGAAUCAAACAGUGGUGUGUUGCGUUUUACUGUGCAUGAAUGUAAGGAAUUGGGUGGUGUUCAAAAGAGUGGCGGUAUUAGUAUCCCUGUCAUUGGUGGUAAGGGUGAUAUCAACUCCUACGCUGUUGUCAAGAUGAAUGGAGCUGAAAAGCUUCGUACACAAACCUUUAAGCGUUCCAUCAACCCUCGUUGGGAUAAACAAGUUGAGGUUUUUGUUACAGAUAAGACUCAACUUAAAUUAAACGUCAGUGUAUUUGAUAAUGCUUUUGAUGACAAGAUGCUUGGUCGUUGGGAGUCCAAAUUGGAAGAUUUUGAAGAUGAUGUGUUUAUCAAUGGUCAAGAUUGGUGGACCUUGAAGGAUGGUGCUGGUAAGAUUCAUUUAAGUAUGAUGUGGAAGCCUAUCACUAUGACUGGCUUUGCUGAAGGUCUUUCUGGUGCUUAUCGCCCUCCUAUCGGUGUUGUUCGUGUCGAUUUCAAGAGCGCCAACGAUCUUAAGAAUGUCGAAGCUUUAACUGGUGGUAAAUCAGAUCCUUAUGUUCGUGUUAUGUCUGGUGCUCAAGUACGUGGUCAAACUGAACGUGUAGAUGAUAACCUUGAUCCUGUCUGGGACCAAGUUGUCUACGUGCCUGUUCAUUCUAAGCGUGAUGAUUUAAUUCUCGAAGUUAUGGAUUACAAUGAAUCUUCAAAGGAUAAGAGUUUGGGUAUCACUGACUUGUUAUUGAAGGAUAUUAUGAAGGAGGUCAAGAACGAAGAAGGUCAAGUUUACUAUGAAUCUCUCGAAGUCGUCACUCGUGAUGCACCCUUAACCAGUCUUGAUCGUAAGAAGGGUCGCGGUACCAUUAAGUAUGUUGCUUCUUUCUUCCCAACUUUAGCUUUAGCUAAGGAGGAUGAAAAGAAGAAGGAAGAACAAGGUCAAGACGAAGGAUCCAACACAAGUCAAGUUUCUGAAGAACCUGAAAUGAUUGAAAAGCCCAAGGAAUUCCCCGAAAAGGAUCUUCACGGCGAAGUAAUCAAAUACAAAACCAUCUCUGAAGAUAAAAAGCAAGUUGACUUGUCCGCCUACGAAUCUGGUGUCUUGGCUGUUACCAUGCACUCUGUUACUCUCAACGAAUCACACAAGGCAGUUGUUGAACUCAUGUUAGAUUCCAACGAUGCUCAAUUCAAAUCUACCGAACAAAAGGGUGCCCGUCUUGAAAUUAAUGAAACUGGCAGUGCUUUUGUAAAGGAAAUGGAUUUCUCCAAGUUAGUUGUUCGUGUCAGAGAUGUCCGUGAUGAUGAGAAGGAUGAAAAGUCCGUUGGUCGUGUCAGUAUUGAAGUCCGCAAGAUUGUGGAACGUCUCGUUAAGGCCGCUCAAGAAGAAGCCGAUGAAGUGAUUGAAGAGCUCCCCCUUUUGGAUUCAAACGGAGGAAAGAUUCGCCUCAGUUUUGCUUUUGUUCCUGUCGUUCAAUUCAAAUUAGACCCUGCUGAAAGUCUCGAGAACCAAGGUAGCUUGACUGUCACUGCUGUUAAGGCUAACAACUUGACUGCUGCUGAUCGUAGUGGACAGAGUGAUCCUUUCAUUCGUUUCUAUGUUGAUGAGCAACGUGUUUUCAAGACCGAAACUUACAAGAAGACUUUGAAUCCUAUCUUUAGUAAGGACGAAACUUUCACUGUUCCUAUCUUCAACCGUAUUACUACCCCUGUUAUUGCCAAGGUCUUUGAUUGGGAUCAAAUCGGAAAAGAUACUUUAUUGGGUACUUGUGCAAUUACUUUCACUGCUGCUGAUGUUGAAACCUUUGUUACUACUACCAAGGAAAUCCAGCUUGAUCAAGGUGGAUCCAUCACAGUUCGCCUUACCUGGAGACCUGAACUGGUUGCCCGUAAGAGGUCUAACACUUCAUUGUUCUCUGCUACUACACGUGUCUUUACCUCUGCACCUGGUAACGCCCUUGGUACUGGUAAGGAUGUCGUUGGUGCUGGUUUUGGUGCUGGUGGUAAGGUCAUCGGUGCUGGUGGUAAAGCAUUUGGUUCCGGUGUUUCUGCUUUAGGUAGUGGUAUUCGUGGUAUUGGUAAGAUCGGUAAGAAGUCUUCCAGUGAAGAUAAGAUCCCUCUUGAUCGUGAAGUAUCCAAUUCUUCUGAUGUUGUCCCUGUACCUUCUCAAAGCACCAAUAAUAAUGUAAACGAUACUAGCUCUAUGUUAAGCACUUCUCCUAGCAACUCUACAAAGCAAAGAUCGAUGGGCGAAGAUGAAUCUACGUACCAAGUUGUUUUGAUGGAAGCUCGUGGACUUAAGGCUAUGGACCGUGGUAACACCAGUGAUCCUUAUUGUCGUGUCCGAGUCGGUAACAAGGUUGUAUUCAAGACCCGUCACAUCAAGAAGACACUUACCCCAGAUUGGAAUGAAUCUUUCACUACCAAGGCGAAAGGUAUCAUGGAUUUCAAGGUAAAGGAUCAUAACACACUUACAGAUGUGGAUAUCGGAGAGCAUCAGUUUGAAAUUUCAAACUAUGUUAAGCCCGGCCAACCUUUCGAUGGCUGGUUACCCUUAUCUCCUCCUGGAACUGGUGAAAUCCAUGUCAAGAUCUCUCUUGUCGAUAGCGAUUCUGUUUCUCUUUCUUCUAAGAGUGGUUUAUUCGGCAAAAAAUAA